Labrus bergylta (ballan wrasse) is the source of this 2744-nucleotide messenger RNA. It is a transcript of the gene fitm2, whose product is annotated as fat storage inducing transmembrane protein 2. Gene Ontology annotation, biological process: lipid droplet organization; phospholipid biosynthetic process; lipid storage. Gene Ontology annotation, cellular component: endoplasmic reticulum membrane. Lineage: Eukaryota; Metazoa; Chordata; Actinopteri; Labriformes; Labridae. Gene Ontology annotation, molecular function: coenzyme A diphosphatase activity. The record is from RefSeq and is a predicted model, not a curated record.
AUGUGUCUUUUUAACAUCCGGUCUGCCUCAUGUAGAAGUGAAGAAGAAGCAAACGAACACUCGGUCGAGGCGCCUCAUUGGCUGAACCGCGGUGACGUCAGGGUGCACCCAGUUCGGCUCGUCUGGUCAGUUGUCAACAUGGCGGCGGUGGAUGUCAUUGUGGACAACUUGGCGACUCUCUGGAGGAUACCAGCCGUCAAACAAAACUUCCCCUGGAUAUUUCUACUCAUCUCAGCCGUGGGCUCGAUCCUGAAAGAGCUGGAGCUCGUCCCGCAGACUUAUUUCAGCAGCAGCAGAAACGCCCUGAACGUGUAUUUUGUCAAAGUGUCCUGGGGAUGGACGUUGCUGCUGCUGACCCCCUUCCUCCUCCUCUCCAACUCCUCCUUCAGCAGGAGCGUGACCUUCCUCAGCCGGCGGCUGCUGUCUCUGGUGGUGGCCACAGUCGUCUGGUACGUCUGCACCGAGACCUUCUUCUACAUCGAGGACGCGACCGGCUCGUGUUAUGAAACUGAUUCCAUGGAUGUUAUCAAGAAUGAGUUCACAAGCAAAGCCGGCUGCAGGCGGGCCGGCUUCCGUUGGCAUGGCUACGACAUCUCAGGACACUCCUUCAUCCUGGCCUACUCGGCUCUCUUUAUCGUGGAGGAAACGGCGCCCAUGGCCUCCCUGAAGACAGCCAGCCUGUCCUCCCUGCCCAGGACGGUCCUCAACCUCCUGUACGUGGCCUUGAAUCUGAUCGUCAUCAUUUGGGUGUGGAUGUUUGCCUGUACCUCUGUGUACUUCCAUGACCCCUCUCACAAGUUGCUUGGGACCAUUUGUGGCCUCCUGGGGUGGCAUCUGACAUAUCGGGUUUGGUAUUUGAAUCCUUUGUCACCUGGACUCCCCCCUCAGCGCCACCCGAAAGAACAGAAAGAACACGCCUGAGCUGCAGCCAUACUUUCCUGUACAAUUCCAAUGCUAGAGCAUCAACAAUCCUCCAAAUAUCACACUACAGUUGACGUUAUCUGCCCACGGGUCCAAGCAGGCCAAAGCUAUUUGAAGCUAUUUGAAGUUAUUCCCUCCUCCCAGAGGGGCUCAUUUUGUACAGGAUGACUCGGCUUGCAGUUCCUCCAUGGUGUUUGGCAGCUGCUGCUCCCAAAAUGACUCUUGGUAAUCCGAGACAAAAGCAAGACGCCGCUCUGCUGCCCAGCUUCAGCCUCUCACCUUCAGCCUCCGAGGCUCGCAUGCUACACCGUCCUUUGUCUCCCAGUCCGUUGCCUUAUAGUGUUUAACUCAGAGGAAUCACAGUUUUAGAUGUUUGUGAGGGAACACUUAGGAAUGUUUACAGCUCCAAUUUCAUAGCACUGACAAUAUGUAAACUUUCAGACCAAUGUUAAGUAGAUACUGAUUGUUUUUAUAGGAAACUACUACACUACCAGAUCAGAACAAAGUCAGACUCUAGUGGACCCACAUUUCAUCCUACAUGUAGGAUUGAUGUGUGCUUUGCAUCUCUUAUUAUACAUGGUUUGGGGUUAAUGUAAUGGUAACAGAAAAACUAGAGUUUGAAUAAUAGGAUUCUAAUAUAUUAUCUUCCUAAUGGUUUGCUGCUUAUUUAAAAAAAAAGUGAAAAAUAUCCUUCACACUUUUCUUAAUGCCAGAAUAAAAACUUCAGAUGACUUUCAAAGAAGGUCAAGAAGACCUGUUCAGCUUUUAUGAUUUAUUAUAAUCAACAAAAACAUGCUUCUAGCCAAAUGUUCUGUUGGUGUUCUGAUUGAUUAAUCUGCUAAUUUAUUUUCAGUUGUAAUCUUUUGUCAACAACACAGAGAAAAGACCACACCUGAAGUCAGAAGUAUUUUCAGAUAUCACCAAAGCCUGUUCGUAGUUUUCCUCGGUGCCACAGAGCUGCGUUGUGUCUCAAAAAUCUGUUAAAUGUGUGUUCAUGAUUAACAAGGACAAUGGAGUGCCUUCUCCGUUGCACGUAUACUGUGCUGUUGCCAUAGAUACUCACUCGUUUACCAAAUGUGUGAAAAUAGAACCCAAGAAAUGUUGAUCUAUCAUUUGAGUAAAGUUUGCAACAAAAAAAAAACCACCAGAGAACAGAUUUAAUCUUUUAGUGUGUUGCUUUUUAUUUUAUAAAGUUUGAUUUGUUUAUUCAUUUUUAAUUCCCCGGGAGGAACAAGUGAGAUUGCAGCUGAGUCCUUAGAGCAGGUAAUGUAGUAACUACAGGCUCCUCAGAGCAGGUAAUGUAGUAACUACAGGCUCCUCAGAGCAGGUAAUGUAGUAACUACAGGCAGGUAACUGGUACAUUUCAAUAAAAGAGAAAACCAGGAAGUGUGUAUUCCAUUUUUGUUAUUUAUUUUGUCUUUGAUGGCAACUGAAUAAAUUAAGGCUCAUGAACAAACAUCAUAAAAAGCACCAUAAAUAAAUGCAUAUAUAGAAAUAUAAAAAAUAAAAAGUUAAAAAAUAAAAAAAUACUAUAGUGAAAUAUAAUGGCCACAAAUCACAACUAGGAUUUCUCGACUUGAACUCUUGGUGUGUUCCAAGAAGUCACAGCUCCGUCCGUCCCCCCUCAGGUUGCGUUGUGUUGGUCAGAAGAAGCGGUGGAGUUGUAACGUGAAGUGCUCGCAGAGAAUGUACCGAGUGUCCACAAUGAUCAGCUGGUUAUGACGUAUAUGUUGACGGUUCCCAAAAGAAUAAACCAAAAAAUUCAUGAAUAUCUGAGCGUUGAAAAUCAACAUAAAUAACAUUUCGAUGGUUAAAACACAACA